AUGUCCCUAAAUCGCAUCUCCUUCCUUGAAGGAUGGGAGCGUAACCCCGCAGCACUUCUCAAUCACCCAGAAUCAGAUUCGGAUCCGGACUCCUACCAAGAUUUACCCGAGGGAUCCGUGUCAUCCUCAUUUCCCUCCACAUACAGCAGGCUGAAUUUUAACCCAUAUGCGGGGCCAGGCUGGAAUGAGAACCCAGAGGAUCCACAUGACGAUCGAUCCUCGUUUUUUGGUCCCUCAUUUCUCGGCCUAUCUCCGACGACUACUCGUGAACGUUCGGGUUCGAUUUCAGCCCAAGGGGGAUCCGAGGGGACUGUGCAGGAUUCAGGGACAGCCGUUGCUCGGACACCUUGGGCCGAUACUACUGGUGCCUAUGAAGUUAGCGCUGCUAGGAGGAUUGCCCAGGUUUGCACGGCAGUUGUAUACUGCUUUCUAGCCGCUGGUGUUGUUUUCGGCUUUGCAGCUCUCAAGCCUGUCCUUGUUCGAGAGAAAGUAUAUCGCAACCUCUGCUCCCAGGCGGAGCUUGAAGAGGAUGUUGAUGUCUGCUAUGGGCAGGAGAUUCGGCUAAACCUGAUGUUCACCAUCGCCGCUGUAGUAACCAAUGUGUCAGCCCUACCUGUAGGAACAAUCCUAGACGCGUAUGGACCACGAGUUAGUGGAAUCAUCGGCAGUAUCUGUCUCGCAAUUGGAGCAGUACUCUUCGGGACAGCCAACAAGCUACCAUUCGAUGGAUACAUCCCAGGCUACUUAUUCCUAGCACUGGGAGGACCAUUUGUAUUCAUACCGUCCUUCCAUCUAUCAAACACCUUCCCUACACGAUCAGGUCUGAUCUUAUCAAUGCUGACAGGCGCCUUCGAUGCCUCGAGUGCCCUAUUCCUGCUUUUCAGGCUGUUAAGCGAACAUACGGAGGGCCUCGUAUCAAUCAGCAAUUUCUUCGCAGCGUACCUCAUCGUACCGGUCUUCAUCAUCGCAGCACAGAUAUUCGUAAUGCCCCCAACAUCCUACAAAACUGCCGGCGAGCUCGUGCAACAAGCCGAAGCGCAGGUUGAAGAUGAGAUGCACGAUCGCAUAGACGACGCUGUCACUGACCGCAGCGAAGGCGAGCGUCAGCGUAUGCACAGAAAACUCCGUCGCCAAAGCAUCGUCAACCACAUCCAAGAUCUCCUAGAUGACGGCACAGCAUCGGUGAUAUCCGGCAACACUAUCAAUGACUCCGUCUUCCACGCCAAUAUCGACACUGAGCCCAACAUAAACACCCCCACCAGAGGAACCCACGACACUACAACACCGCACUCCCACACGCAACAACCAAACCCCAUCCCCGCACGAGGCGGCAUCUGGGGCGUUCUCCACGGCCACAGCGCACUGUAUCAACUACGCACACCAUGGUUCGGCCUAAUAACAGCCUUCACCGUUCUAAUGAUGUUACGAAUAAAUUAUUUUGUAGCCACACUGCGCUCACAAUACACCUACCUCUUAUCUGCAAAGACAGCCGCCCAAAUAAACACAACAUUCGACAUCCUCCUCCCGGUCGGCGGACUUAUUUCCGUCCCGUUUAUCGGUACAUUCCUAGACAUAUUCCAAACGCGCACUGUAUUAUUCAUCCUCGUCAUGUCGGCAACUGUCAUCGGCGUGUUGGGGUGUAUACCACAUCCAACAGCCGCGUAUGGGAAUAUCAUUCUCUUCGUGCUGUACCGACCGUUCUAUUACACCGCUGUAUCAGACUACGCGGCUAAGGUGUUUGGAUUUGCGACGUUUGGGAAGGUGUAUGGGCUUAUUAUUUGUGUUGCUGGUGUUGGAAAUUUCGCGCAGGCGGGGCUUGAUGCGCUUACCUUGAAGGUUUGGAGGGGGGAUCCUGUGCCUGUUAACGUUGGGCUUACGGUGUUGGUUGCUGGGGUUGGAAGUGGACUUGUUGGGUUUGUCGCGUAUCAGACGGGUCUUUUGGAGGGGAGGAGGGGGUUAAUAGGUGAUCAGUGUCAGGAUAUUAGGGAGAGAGAGCCAUUGUUGAGGAAUGAAGUACCUGGGAGAGGGUAUGGGGCUUGA
Penicillium griseofulvum is the source of this 2040-nucleotide messenger RNA. Its product is annotated as putative MFS transporter Fmp42. Gene Ontology annotation, molecular function: transmembrane transporter activity. The transcript has 3 exons. Lineage: Eukaryota; Fungi; Ascomycota; Eurotiomycetes; Eurotiales; Aspergillaceae. Gene Ontology annotation, cellular component: fungal-type vacuole membrane. Bases 1 to 2040 code for a protein of 679 amino acids. The record is from RefSeq and is a predicted model, not a curated record. Gene Ontology annotation, biological process: transmembrane transport.